Molecule: messenger RNA, 1023 nt
Organism: Encephalitozoon hellem ATCC 50504
Lineage: Eukaryota; Fungi; Microsporidia; Unikaryonidae
Product: fructose-1,6-bisphosphate aldolase
Exons: 1
Coding region: 1-1023 (340 amino acids)
Biological process (GO): fructose 1,6-bisphosphate metabolic process; glycolytic process
Cellular component (GO): cytosol
Molecular function (GO): fructose-bisphosphate aldolase activity
Source: RefSeq, a predicted model, not a curated record
AUGGACUGUGAUCAUCUAUUGAAGCUAGGCAUGACGGCUAAAAAGAUAUUAGAAAAUGGAAAGGGGAUACUUGCAGCUGAUGAAAGCCCAGGAACAUUGGGCAAGAGGUUUGAAAAGCUUGGAAUUGAGAAUACCGAGGAGAACAGAAGGAAGUUCAGAGAAAUCUUAUUUAGUACCAAGGAGCUCGAGAGACAUAUAGGCGGGGUCAUUCUAAACCAGGAGACGUUCGGGCAAACAAAUGAAGAUGGAGUCCCACUAACAAAGAUAUUGAAGAAAAGGGGCAUCGAAAUAGGCAUAAAGCUUGAUAAAGGACUAAUUGAUUAUAAGGAGAAAGAAAAGAUCUCAGUGGGACUUGAGGACCUGGACCUGAGAUGCAAAUCCUCUGCAUUCAAAGAUGCCACGUUUGCCAAGUGGAGAUCUCUGUUUUAUUUCUACGACGGGAUCCCAUCUGAAGACUGUAUCAACGAAAACUGCUCUGUUUUGGCAAAGUAUGCAAUAACAUGCCAGAAGAACGGCCUUGUUCCAAUCGUGGAGCCAGAGAUAUUUCUUGAGGGAGAUUACACCAUAGAAAGCUCGUACAGAGUGUUCAGGCAGAUAUUAAGCACAUUGGUGAAGUACUUAAACUAUGAAUGUGUUUACAUCCCAGGCGUUCUCAUCAAGACCAGCUAUGUCACACCCGGAAUGCUUAGCGACGAAAAGUAUACGCCAAAAAAGGUGGCUACAUACACAUUCAGAGCCCUUUUGUCAACCAUUCCUUGUGGGGUUCCAGGUGUUGUCUUUCUGAGUGGAGGCCAUAGUUCUGAGGAUGCAAUAAGCUUUCUGAACGCAAUAAAUAUGGAGAGAGGAUGCAGAACAUGGACCUUAAGUUUCAGCUUUGCAAGAGCACUUACAAACGGAGUACUGGAAAUAUGGAAGGGGGAGGACUCAAACAUUCAGGAGGCGCAAAGAGUGCUGCUGGAGACGUCGUUUAAGGCAUAUAAAGCAGCAGAAGGAAAUUUGGAGGAGCAGGAGCAAGAACCAUAA